GAUGCUGUUAUGAAAUUCACCGAUGCUACCUUCAAGGAUGGCAUCAAACCGUACGAUAUAUUGCUUGUGAAAUUUUUUGCUCCAUGGUGUGGACAUUGCAAAAAGAUAGCGCCUGAAUUUGAAAAAGCUGCCGCAAAAUUGGUGCAAAAUGAUCCGCCAGUUUAUCUUGCCGAAGUAGGUGAAGUUAAAAAAUGGGACCUACUCCUAAAGUAA
Molecule: messenger RNA, 213 nt
Organism: Gongylonema pulchrum
Lineage: Eukaryota; Metazoa; Nematoda; Chromadorea; Rhabditida; Gongylonematidae
Source: the annotation of a GenBank genome assembly